Molecule: messenger RNA, 594 nt
Organism: Microthlaspi erraticum
Lineage: Eukaryota; Viridiplantae; Streptophyta; Magnoliopsida; Brassicales; Brassicaceae
Source: the annotation of a GenBank genome assembly
AUGGCAAAGCUUAAGCGUAGAUCGAAACGGUGCGUUUGCUGCACUGUUUCCGGUGUCAUCAUAACCGUUCUAGUCCUUCUCUUCCUCAUUGCCUUAACUCUGGCACUGACCGUUUACAAACCGAAAGAUCCGAUCAUUCGGAUCCAAUCCGCAACCGUGGAAGGCGUCUCCUCUCGUAUAUCCUUACCGUUCGAUGUCCAUCUCAACUUCACACUUACUCUCCAAGUUCUUGUCGAGAAUCGCAACCGUAUAAGUUUCAAACACGAGACAGGGAAGACAUUAGUUGUUUACAGAGAGAAGCAAGUCGGUGAUGUUGACCUUCCUUCAGGUACUUUCCCGGCCAGAGGAUCGUCGAUUCUACCUUGUCGUCUCACUCUUCAGAUCGAUAAGUUUGUCGCCGACUUGAGUGGCAUCAUGCAAGAUGUUUUGGAUCGGAAGAUUGUGUUGGAAACCAAGACGAAAGUCCCAGGGAAAGUCAAGUUGUUGGGCAUCUUUAACAAACACUUAGUUGCUAUAUCGGAUUGUAGAAUCACCAUGGACUUCCCUUCCAUGAAAGUGCAGAAACAAGAAUGUGGUAUGAAAACUAAGUUGUGA